CAUUGUUUUUGCGUCAGUCAUGGUCACAUCCUUCUUACAGGUCAUACUUCAGUCAUUCCAACGUCUAGUGGAGGGCUCAUCAGAACCUGUAAAUCUCAGUGUUGUAAUUCUCUCGCUUUUGGGCCUCAAUAUCUUAGUCAAAUUUUUACUUUGGGCUUGGUGUAGAACCAUGAAGGACAGCUCGAGUGUUCAGGCCUUGGCGCAGGAUCAUCUAAACGAUGUAAUCUUUAACAUCUUCUCGACCUUUUUCCCAGUCGCAGGACAGUAUUUGGGGCUCUGGUGGCUUGACGCUUUUGGAGCCAUUGUACUCUCCAUCUAUAUCAUAGCUGAAUGGACCGGCACUUGUUUGUAUAACAUACGUCGGUUGACCGGUCAGGCAGCAACCGCAGCAGAUAUUCAGCAAUUGACAUACAUGACCUACCGAUUCUCUAAUCUGAUUCAGCUGAUUGAUACUGUUCGUGCAUAUUAUGUUGGCGAAGGACUCUUCGCUGAAAUCGACAUUGUUCUACCUCCUGACACCCCUCUAUCACAGGCGCACGAUCUGGGCGAAUCUUUGCAAAGUGCGCUGGAGAGGUUAGACACCGUCGAGAGAGCAUUUGUACAUGUUGACUAUAAUGCUGUGCAUGCUAUCGAGCAUCGCCAUAUAUAAUUCGGAUGAUACCAUUUAUUACCCG
Molecule: messenger RNA, 674 nt
Organism: Lobosporangium transversale
Lineage: Eukaryota; Fungi; Mortierellomycota; Mortierellomycetes; Mortierellales; Mortierellaceae
Product: cation efflux protein
Exons: 1
Coding region: 20-649 (209 amino acids)
Biological process (GO): monoatomic cation transport; transmembrane transport
Cellular component (GO): membrane
Molecular function (GO): monoatomic cation transmembrane transporter activity
Source: RefSeq, a predicted model, not a curated record